CACCAGAUCCUCCUCCUCCUCCACCCACCGCGACCAAAAGAAUAGAAAUAUUUUAUUCACACCGUUGUCUACCAUCUCCUCCACCAUCCAACCCUACCAAAAAUAAAUCCCAAAGAAAUGGUUGAUGCAGCUCAUAAUCCGCAUGCAAUCUUAGUAACCUACCCACUACAAGGCCAUGUAAUCCCUUCCGUUCAUCUAGCCAUCAAGCUUGCAUCAAGAGGCUUCACCAUUACAUUCAUCAACACUAAAUCAAUACACCACCAGAUCACGAGCACCGCCAAAGAUUCUGGUGAAGACAUCUUUGCUGCAGCCCGGAAAAUGGGCCUCGAUAUUCGUUACACUACCAUCUCCGAUGGCCUUCCAUUAAAAUUUAACAGGUCGCUCAAUCGUGACAAGUUCAACGCUUCAUUAUUGCAUGUUUUCUCCGCACAUGUUGAAGAGGCUGUUGAAGAGAUUGUGAAAGGUGCAGAACCUGCAGUGAGUUGCUUGAUUGCUGAUACAUUCUUUGUGUGGCCGGGGAAAAUGGCAAAGAAAUAUGGGCUUCUCUACAUUUCAUUCUGGGCAGAACCUGCUUUGAUUUUUACAUUAUAUUAUCAUCUCCAUCUUCUAAGGUUAAAUGGACAUUUUGGUUGCAUUGAUUUGCGUGAGGAUCCAAUCAAUUACAUCCCAGGCGUCGACUCACUAGAACCGAAAGAUUUGGCCUCGUAUCUUCAAGAGACGAACACAACAACAGCUUGUCGUCGAAUUCUCUUUGGUGCAUUCGAUGAUGUAAGAGAAGCAAAUUAUGUGCUCUGCAACACAGUGCAAGAACUUGAACCUAAGACCAUAUCAGCCCUACGAGAAAGACUAAAGUUCUUCGCAGUGGGGCCCAUCUUUCCACCCAGGUUCACAAAGAGUAUUGUCCCCACCAGUCUCUGGGCUGAGUCAGACUGCACCAGCUGGCUAGACUCCAAGCCACAUGGCUCAGUUUUAUUUGUGUCAUUUGGUGGCCAUGCAGAUAUUUCAAAUAAUGAACUCAAAGAAAUAGCCCAUGGUCUUCUACAAAGCAAUGUGAAUUUCAUUUGGGUUCUAAGGCCUGAUUCAGUAACUUCUAAUGACGAAAAAAAUCCAUUGCCAGAUGGGUUCCAGCAGGAGGAAACCAGUGAUCGAGCAAUGAUCGUGCCUUGGUGCUGUCAAAUACAAGUGUUGGCCCAUCCGGCCAUCCAGGGUUUCUUGACACAUUGUGGUUGGAACUCAAUAUUGGAGAGCAUUUGGUGUCAAGUGCCAUUGCUAUGUUUUCCUCUGAAUACUGAUCAGUUUACUAAUCGAAAAUUAGUGGUUAAUGACUGGAAAAUUGGGAUUAAUCUAUGCGAAAGAAAGCCGGUAACAAGGGUUGAAGUUUCCAAGAAAAUUAAGCAUCUAAUGACUGGAAAAUCAGCUGAUGAGUUAAGCCAUGCCAUCAAGGAAGUAAAGAAGACACUAGAACAAGCAGUAGCAGCUGAUGGAUCAUCAGAAAAGAAUAUGGAUCAGUUCAUUCAAGAAUUGAAAGUUCAAAUUCAAAACAAGGGUAGGCCCAUUGUUGCAAAACACUAAAGAAGAGAUUUCUUAAAAAUCACAUUUUCCCAAAAUCAUUUUCAACCACUCAUAUUAUGGGACCCAUAUAUUUUUCCUCCUUUUAACCACACGUUUUCCAAAAAAAUUUAUUUUCCAGGAAAAAUAAUCCCUCCCAAACAAAUGGUUAAAAUGACCGUCCAACGUGUCACUUAUAUUUUGUACUUUAGAAUACUGUUACGUACUUUGUUCCCAGUCCUACUAGAAAUUGGUUAUUUUUGUUUUUCUUUUCCUUUCAUGAGAUGGUAGAUAAAAAUCUUUUAAAUUAGAAGAUUACCUCCAUUCUUUAAGAAGAUUAGAAAUAUUCUGUUAUCAUUCAAUUUUAUUAUUCAAUUAACUAUAGCAAAUUGAGUAUUCCAAUAAUCAGCAAUUAGAGUAGUAAUUCCUUUUUUCAUUUCUUUUUCCUUCUCCAUUUUGUGUCUUAGAUGUAGUUUUAUCAGCUAGUCGAUCUUGUAUCUAUCCUUUUUAAGAUUAUUUGAUGUGUUUCUGCAUAAAAAGAAAUUACAUAUGAUGGAAGUUUUUAUUUUAUUUUCACAAGUUUUCAACAAUUAGUAUCGUUGUAACAUCAAUAGGGCCUUCUCGAGAAGUGUUUAAUAUCUCAUGAAUAAAAUCUUCAAGGUGUUCAAAGAGUUAAAGAAGGUCAAUAACGAAAACUAUAACACGAGGACAACAUGUACAUAGAGGUAAAUAAUCACUCGUAGAUUAAAAACCUAA
This is a messenger RNA of Olea europaea var. sylvestris, 2304 nucleotides long. RefSeq names its product UDP-glycosyltransferase 86A1-like. The record is from RefSeq and is a predicted model, not a curated record. Lineage: Eukaryota; Viridiplantae; Streptophyta; Magnoliopsida; Lamiales; Oleaceae. Bases 118 to 1572 code for a protein of 484 amino acids. Gene Ontology annotation, molecular function: UDP-glycosyltransferase activity. The transcript has 2 exons.